AGGCGGAGUUUCUUUCUUUCUCCACUGAGUUGGCAGACUCGGGGCGCACGCUUGUACGCCGAAGUUUAUUAGUCCGCAGUAUUUGAAUUGUGAUCAUGGCCCCCUCUACUCAGCUCAACGAGGCUGUGUCGGACGUACGGAAGGGUAUCCGGGCUAUUCUGCUCGGACCCCCUGGCGCAGGAAAAGGCACGCAGGCCCCGCGGUUGGCAGAGAAGUACUGCGUGUGCCACUUGGCUACGGGGGACAUGCUGCGUGCCAUGGUGGCAUCCGGCUCAGAGCUCGGCCAGAGGCUCAAGCAGACCAUGGACUCAGGGAAACUGGUGAGCGAUGAGAUGGUGGUCGAGCUGAUUGAGAAGAACCUGGACACGCCCCCCUGCAAGAACGGCUUUCUACUGGACGGCUUUCCUCGCACCGUCAAGCAGGCUGAAAUGUUGGACGGGCUACUGGAGAAGCGCACUGAGAAGCUGGAUUCAGUCAUCGAGUUCUCUGUGGAUGACUCUCUGCUGGUCCGUCGCGUGUGUGGCAGGCUGAUCCAUCAGCCCAGUGGCCGCUCCUACCACGAGGAGUUCAACCCUCCCAAAGAGCCAAUGAAGGAUGAUAUAACAGGCGAGCCCCUGAUGCGCCGCAGCGACGACAACGAGAAGACUCUGCUCUCGCGGCUGGAGUCGUACCACCGGCAGACGUCUCCGCUGGUGCAGUACUACAGUGCGCAGGGCCUGCACCGCUCCAUCGACGCCGCGCAGUCCCCCGACGUGGUCUUCGCCUCCAUCCUCGCUGCCUUCUCAGCCGCCUCCUGUAAAGACCGCGUUUUCUUCAUAUGAGGCCUAAACUAACCUCACGCCGCCCCGCCCCGCCCCGCCGUCUUUGUCUGUGUUGCUUGACUGCAUGGCUAUGUGUGGGGUUUUCUGAUCAAUGAGGUUGUAAGCAAUGACUGGGCACAGUUUGGUUCGAAGGAUUUGAAGAAUUGGCAACUGUUUGUGAUCUGAACACAGAAUAUUCUGGUUGGAAUUGGCCAUCGGAAAUGCCCACGUGAUGUCAUGACGCGUCCUGACAUCGAGUAGGCGUUUCUUAUUUGCAGUUUGAACAAGGAUAAUCUGGUGUUCAGAUGACUAAUCUGUAGUUGAAAAGGCUUCACAUCCAUUGAAACGACAACAAUGGAAUUUUUGAUUUCCAUUCUGAUACUGUAUACAGUCAUUGGUUGUGGGCCUCACUCUUGUCCUUGUCUGUGUGUCUGUCCUCUUGUAUUAGAAGCUUCUAUUCUGUGUCCCUAUUUCCUUGUCCUUCCGUUUCCUCUGGGUGUCCUCUAAAUGUCCCCAACCUGGUAAACCCCCGUUCCUCCCUUAGUUUGUGCACCCUUCUGGUCCUCACCUGAGGUGAUUGGGCUUCUGUUUUUCAGUGUGUCUGGCUGCACUAGAGAAUAUGUUCUGUUAAUCGAUGCACAUAGAUGUUGCACUAACUCACUGACUUGACUGCACUUGAUGUUCGUCUAAGCUAUGCACUAUAGAUAUUGCACUGCAGAUGUUGCACUAUUGAUGUUUCAGUUCUUCACUGAUAUUGUGAUCCAAUGUGUGGUCUGUUUGACCCAAGGAUAGACUUGAAACUAAUAUGCCAGAGUUGAAGGUUAGUUUGUUCACAUAGUUAUCAGCAAGUGCAUUUCCAUGAAAUGUUAUUGUUUCUUCAGUAUUGAGGGUCAGAUAUGACGGCCAAAUAGUUUUCAUGAAACGUUCCAGGAUAAAGGCCUUUUUUUGUUUUGUUUUACUCAGUGUUCCUGAGUGUUGGAGUAAUGGAAAGUGCUCUCUUUGCUUUUUUUUUUAUUUAGAGAGUUUACUGGUAAUGUUAAUUCAAAUAGUAAUUAUUGGUACAGGGAUGAAUGUAAGUGCUAGAUUUGCCAAAAUGCUGUUCAGGCUGCUGUUUUUAAAAGAUAAGAUAAAUACACGAUUUGCCUCUGAA
This is a messenger RNA of Engraulis encrasicolus (European anchovy), 1950 nucleotides long. It is a transcript of the gene ak2, whose product is annotated as adenylate kinase 2. Gene Ontology annotation, biological process: ADP biosynthetic process. The record is from RefSeq and is a predicted model, not a curated record. Bases 96 to 821 code for a protein of 241 amino acids. Gene Ontology annotation, molecular function: AMP kinase activity; ATP binding. NCBI's taxonomy places the organism in Eukaryota, Metazoa, Chordata, Actinopteri, Clupeiformes, Engraulidae. The transcript has 6 exons. Gene Ontology annotation, cellular component: cytoplasm; mitochondrion.